AUGGCUCACCAAGCAGCAACACCAUCAGACUCUGGAUCAGCAUCUGCGUCCCCCGCGGAUGCUGCCGCUAGUGCCGGAAGAACCACUGGAGGAGCUACCUCGCUAGCGCGGGGCAAGGCCUGUUUGAGAUGUCGGAAACGGAAGAUGCGUUGCGAUGGUGCACACCCAGCUUGCGCUCAAUGCGUACGUGCACACAAGGCUGAUGUGUGCGCUUAUGACGAUGGGCGUGGUAAGACCCGCACUCAAGCUCUUCGAGAGAGGAUCGUCCGGCUGGAGGCGGAGCUUCAGCGGCUCCGCGACGGCCGCGGUGACUCUGCCACUGGAAAUUUGGGAAUGCGCGAGGACAGCGUGUUCCUGAUGGACCCGCAUGCACCACCCCCUCCGCCUUCUUCAAGUGCAAGUAGCGACAGCAGUGCUUUCGAAGGACUUGAUUACAUUGAUUUUGGCGCCGAUGCGUUCGGCGACAUGGAAUCGAGAGUGGGAAUGGACAUCGAACGUCCCGCAACAAGCCUUUCGGACCCUGCUGUCCCUGGCUCUGCAAUCGCCUCCGAACCAAUGUCCUUCACCUCGGACACCGAAGAAUACGAGCUCCAAAGGAACCGAACGAUCCGUCAAAGUGACCACCAAUUACGUGCGCCGAGAGAGAGGCAACGUCCAUCGUCAGGCGUAUUUGGAUAUAGCGCUAACCAUCCGCUGGUACAGCAAGCGCAGGGCUAUUCAUCUCAACCUCAAUUUCAAUUCCAGCAAGGGCCGAGUGGACAUGGACACUCGAGAACGUCAAGUACCGGAUCUCCGAGCCCAAGCUCAAGCACUGUGGGAAGCAUUGGAGGACACGCCGGCCAUAGUGUUGGCGAGUCCCCAUAUAGCGGUUAUGCUGAACCGCUGCCGUUCGAUUUCUCGCCUUUCCACUCACCCGACCCAAGCAUGUAUGCACCAGCCGUCCCCGCCUUUGUAUCAUCGCAGCCAGCAUAUUCGUCCAUCAUAGAUCAAGAAAUCCAGGCGGGAAUUAACGCUGAAACAGAAUCAACACUUGUUCAAUUUGUCCUUGCACACCGCGAGCAAGUCGGCCUUGUCCUUCACCCGGGGCGACUCCUCGCAGCGUUUUCUCAGUCUCCUGAUUGGCAACGUCAUCCCGUUUUAAAAGAUGCAGUUGUUCUUAUGGGUGCACGUUUGGCACGACGUGUAUGCGGUACUCCAGUGGUCAGUGAGUCACUUGAGAAAGCGUUAUUGCGACGUGCUCAGGCUGGUGCGGGCGAGGCUCUGAAACUCGCUGCACUUCCGCCCUCAUUACGACCGUCCCCUUCGUUCAAUCAGAGGAGAAUACGCCAGGAGGGUUCUGUCUCGCCUCCUAUGCAGGGACAAGCACAGACACAAGGAAACGAGAGUUACAACACACCGGCACUUGACGUUGUACAAUCUCAUGUUCUUCUCUCACGGUACUUCUUUGCAGAGGGACGUGCAUCCGAGGCCCGAGUACAUGCCUCCAGUGCGGCAGACCUCGCCUUGCAGCUUGGAUUGCACCAAUUAUGCGCACUCAAUCCUGAGGCUAACUUUGAAAGGGGUACAAUGAAUGAUUCUGUCAAGGGAACAUUACAGCUUACUCCGCCAAUCGAUUCCAUCGCACUUGGUGAACGCAUUGACCUGUUCUGGGCAGUUUUCGUGCUUGACAGGACCUUAGCUACCGCUCUCAACCUACCGCCGUGUAUUGCAGACGACGAAUGCGUCGAGACGCGUGUGGACACUCCUUGGCCCGAAGAAAUGGAUGAGUAUGAGCAUGUUCCGAUGGAGAGCAUUCGCGGUUGUGCGACCUUGCGAUCCUUCUUUGUUCAUCAAGGCCUGCAGGUCGCUGGCGCUUCCUCGGGAGGCUUCGCUUUCCCCGCUCUUCUGGCCAAGGCUGCGGCAUUGCUUGUCGCUUGUGCACGGACUUCGGCAAACUGGGGUCUGCACUCUCCUGCGUCACCCCCACCUGCGCUCUUCAUGAGUUCUUCUGCAUCACCGUCCCCACCUCCAGGACAGGGCGGAGAGGAUCCCGCCGUGGUCAUCACGCGGCUUGAAGCAUGCCUUGCUCGAUUUGCCUCUGCACUUCUCCCCUCGCACCAGCUUGGCGCGGGCUUGCCUGAAGGCGAAAGGAGGAAGCAGGUGACUCUGCACACGCUUGUGCACGCAAGCGUUGUCAAGCUUCAUAUACGUCUCGCGCGUGCAGGUGUAGCUGUGAGUCUUGAGAAGUGCGUGAAGGCAGCUCGGGCGUGCGCCGCGCUCGUUAGAACACAUCUCGGCGAGAAGGAUUACCAGGUUCUGGAUCCUUUACUUGGGAGCUGCUGGAGUACACUUACAGAGGUCUUCGGUUUAGAGGCAGUGCAAGCAAGCGCAGCAACGCCUGGGAACUCUGCAUCUGCUUGGGUUCCGCAUGAUCAUGGUGCACUCGCGUCUGCUGGUGCUCAGCUACGGUGUGCAGCUAGCAACAGUCAAGGGUUCGGGAGUGUGGAGUCGAACCCCGGUUCGGUCUAA
This is a messenger RNA of Fomitiporia mediterranea MF3/22, 2508 nucleotides long. RefSeq lists its product as uncharacterized. Gene Ontology annotation, biological process: DNA-templated transcription; regulation of DNA-templated transcription. Bases 1 to 2508 code for a protein of 835 amino acids. The record is from RefSeq and is a predicted model, not a curated record. The transcript is spliced from 6 exons. Lineage: Eukaryota; Fungi; Basidiomycota; Agaricomycetes; Hymenochaetales; Hymenochaetaceae. Gene Ontology annotation, molecular function: DNA-binding transcription factor activity, RNA polymerase II-specific; DNA binding; zinc ion binding. Gene Ontology annotation, cellular component: nucleus.